CUUCCGGAGGGGCGGCACGGCGGGGUCGCCAGCGAGCGCGGUUUGCGCUGAGCCGCGACGCGCUUUGACGCUGCUCUGGUGGCCCGCACGGGCAUGCUUUUUGCUUCACGAAGCUUCCGUUGCCUUGGCAUUAGAACACACUUACUACCCUCAGCUUGGCCUUCCAAAUCCAUCAGGUUUUCAGCCUUUGAAACAAUGCCCUUCAAACACAAAAACACAAAACGUAUUGAAGGCCUUGAUAGCAGUGUGUGGGUUGAACUUACAAAGGUGGCAGCAGAUCCCUCAAUUGUGAAUCUUGGUCAAGGCCUUCCUGAUAUAUCCCCUCCCAGCUAUGUUAAAGAAGAGCUGGCAAAGGCAGCAGCAGUUGACAGAUUGAACCAGUACACACGGAGUUCUGGGCAUCCAUCGCUGGUGAAAGUCUUGUCUCAGGUGUAUGAGAGAGUUUGUGGAAGGAAGAUUGACCCUCUCACAGAUAUCUUGGUGACAGUGGGAGCUUUGGGAUCUCUCUUUAAUACAGUUCAGGCGUUAAUUGAAGAGGGAGAUGAAGUAAUAAUAAUAGAGCCAUUUUUUGACUGUUAUGAACCAAUGGUAAAGAUGGCGGGUGCAAAGCCUGUUUUUAUCCCUUUGAGAAAUAAGAAAAAUGAUGGAAACUCUGCAUCUAGUGCUGAUUGGGUCUUAGAUCCCAAUGAACUUGCAAGCAAAUUUAAUUCCAAAACAAAAGCAAUUAUUCUGAAUACCCCGCACAACCCUAUAGGCAAGGUAUUUACCAGAGAAGAGCUCCAGGUGAUAGCUGAUCUCUGUAUUAAAUAUGAUACCCUGUGCAUCAGUGAUGAGGUGUAUGAAUGGAUGGUCUACAAAGGAAAAAAACACACUAAAAUAGCUACUUUGCCAGGUAUGUGGGAAAGAACAGUAACUAUAGGAAGUGCUGGAAAAACAUACAGUGUAACUGGCUGGAAGCUUGGUUGGUCUAUUGGCCCUCCACAUCUGAUAAAGCAUUUGCAAGUUGUUCAGCAAAAUACACUGUAUACUUGUGCAACUCCAUUACAGGAGGCUUUGGCACAAGCUUUUUGGACAGACUAUAAACGCAUGGAUGACCCAGACUGCUAUUUUAACUCACUGUCUCGAGAGCUGGAAGGCAAGCGUGAUCGGAUGGCUCAGCUAUUUCAAGAAGCUGGACUGAAGCCUCUCAUUCCAGAUGGAGGAUACUUUAUGAUUGUUGAUAUUUCUACCUUAAAUGUGGAUCUCUCUGAUGUAGAGAAUCAACCUUAUGAUUAUAAAUUCAUCAAAUGGAUGAUAACAUAUAAGAAACUUUCAGCAAUUCCUCUUUCAAUAUUCUGUGGUCCUGAGACAAAAGCGCAAUUUGAAAAAUAUAUACGUUUUUGCUUCAUUAAGAAAGACAGCACACUAGAUGCAGCUGAAGCGAUCCUGAAGAACUGGAAUAAACAGAUAGCUUGAUAGCUAUACAUAUGUUUUUUAUCAACUCUUCACUGAUAUAAUUGUCUUACACUAGGGCUUUUUAUUGCAGAUUUAAGAACAAAUUACUUAGUACAGAAUUAAUUUGACAUUGUAAUAAUUUGGUGCUGCCACCUGCUGAGGAGUUAAAACAAUGAUUUACUCAAUGUGUGUAAUGCGAUUCAGAGGUUAUUUUCAGUUUUUUUCAAAUUCAUUGACCUUUUUCCAAAGUAAUCUACAGGCUCCACAUCUCUUGCUGAAAAACAAAGAUUUCUAGGAUUCUGGGUAAAAUAAGUGCAUUAUAUAGGUAUUUUAAGGCUGACAAGAAAAAAAGGGAGGGGGUUUUGGUGUGAGAUACUAUAGAAACUAGGAGUAAGAUUUAAACAUUGUGCCUUAUAAGACCUAACAGUCAGCAGUGCAGGAAAACUAAGGCAUGCUUCAGAAUAGAUAAUUGCAUUGACUUCUACCAUGAUUAUUUCAAGCUCAAUGGAUAAGGAAUUAUUUCAGAAGAGAUCAAUGUGGAGAAAUCCUUUUCAGUUGCCUCUUCCUUGAGCUGUCUCUGUGAUCUUCUCAUCUGUGGAUGGUUUUCCCACCAGCAGGGCAAUCAAGAUAGGUUGCCUUUUAAGGGUAUAUGUUGUAUUCUCCAUGUUUUUUCAUUCUCCCACAGACCCUCUGACAAAAAGUUGGAACAAAUUCAGUACCUAAUUCUGCAAAUAUCUUACUCAUUCUGUAGUCAUAUAGCUGGAGUCUAAUUGAGUUCUAUCAGUCUGUGAUCAUGACCAGGACCUAAAAAAGAAAUUAUAUGGGAACUAGAUUGGGAUAGCAGCUGUUAAGCUGCCUAAAGAUGUCAGUACUACUUCUUGGUCUUGAUUUUUCGGGAAUCCAGUGUCUGGGACUUCUGUUGUCUGUUUAGCUGUCCCACACUGCCAUCCCCCAAACCUCACCAGAAAAAAAGUUGCUUAGUAUUUUCAGGGUAGGUAUAAUCUCUGUGUAGAAAAAUCAAAUUGAUAAUUAAAAUAACUUAACUGAAAUUCCCUCAGGGAUUUCAUAGAAAAAUUCCUAACUAAAUCCUCAGAAUUUCCAGGAGUAACUAUUGUUAUAAAACAGUAAAAUUCUCUGAAAUAUGCACUGUAUUUUGCACAGUCUUUAAAAUGUCUUUGUGUAAAUUGCACCUGGAAGUUGUGCUGUUGCAGGAGCUAGAGGGCAUUGUGACAGUCCGUUGAGCUGAGUGAUCACUUGGGCAAGGGGAAUGCUUCUGUUUGUAACAUGUAUAAACAACUGGUUUAUUUUGAAAUGAUUCUGCAAGUGUUCCAUUCCAAAGGCCUGUUGGAGUAGGAAAAGUACACUAAGGCACCUGCCUCUUUCAUUGCAAACUGAAUUCUCAUAAAAUUAAAAAAAUCUUUGCUAACAUAAAUACAUGUUUGAAACAGGCUUCUGUAAAAUGUUUUUAGAUGUGAUAAUCUGAAUCAGAACUUCCUAAUGUCUUAGCCUCUUAAAUGAUACAAAAUAAUAAAAUAUUUGGUAUUUAGCUUCCUGUCCUUGAAUCGAUUGUCUCUCAAUACAGUUAAACCUUAUGCAAGUAAAUAUAAUUUUCAUCAUUAUAACUUAAAAGGGAGUUUCAAAUAUAAUUGCACCAUGCUUCUCUUGAAAACAGUAGCUACAGAGCACAAUCCACUGAAUAUUUUUUAAAAUCCUAAUAUUUCUACAAUUUAAGAUUUCCCUGAAAUAGCAGUUUGUUAGCAUGUGAGCAUACGUGUAAUUGGGUGAUGUGUUCUCACAGUAGCUGUAAAGUGAUAAAGUUUCUCCGUUCACCUCUCUUUACAAUGCCUUCGUUGUCUCAUAAAGAAGUCUCAUUUCUUCAUAAAGACUUGCUUUAACACUAAGGUUACUGUUAAUACUAUUGCUUAUGUUACCGUCAUUGGCAAAUGGAACACCCUGUAUAAAGUCAGUCUAUGCAUGAAAGAAAAGCUAUAUGCAGAGUUGAAAGUGAAACUAUAAAAAUAUAGCAAAAUAUCUGUUUUUCCAUUGUUACAUUCUACUGCAUUUUAAAUACCUCAUUCUAGCACACAGCUAAUUCACAUGGUAAGGCAUUGAAUCUGAUGAGACACACAGGUGGCCUGUGUUUAAAGAUAGCUCUGCAUAGGUCCAGAGCCCUACUGAUGUUACAGGACCUACUUCACUUAGUUUAAAUUUCUUUUUGCCUAUUUUAUCCAGCUGCUGUAGUGUGCUAAUCUUUUUGUUUCAUCAAAUAACUGAAACCAUAAAAUGCAGCAUGGAGAUAAAUUGACAUACCAAGCAUAAUUCAGCUGCCUUGGCUGUUUACUGUUUCCUUCAUUUGCUCCUUUGAAGCAUUUGACUGACAUCUGCUAUUUUACCAAAAUGAAUGUUGGCUAAAUCAACAAAAGAUUACAAAGGAUCUUUAGACAUAUGAGUAAGACUGAUCACUUGUUUUCAUUAAUGUACUGUGCAUCGUGUUCAUGAACGCGUCUGUGUAUCCCAUUGCACUAUAUUGUUGGAAUGAUGCUGAUAAUAUUUGUAAUGUAAGAAUUGCAAUUGAACUAUCUAUUUUUAUCACUGACAGUAGCCCUCAUGAGAUACUUCAGAUAAAAUUGUAAAAAAUGCCAGAAUAAGCAGCUAAAAGCUAAGUUUUGAAAUAGGAUUGUUCUUGUAACUAUAGUGAUGGGAAAGAACAAGUACAGCUAAGGACAGCAAGGUGAACUUUCUGUAAGUUACUAAAAUGAUCUGUUGUUGACAGAGACUUUAUAGUAGUAUUCCCAUCUGCUACAUCAACCACUUUUUUGGCUGCUUGUGGACAGAGAACUUGAAAAAUUGCUGCAGACAGAGAAUAAAGAAAUGGUGAGAUAUGAUCUGUCAUACUUUUUGCAAUAUUGCUGAAAAUGAUUGUCUUUCUGGGCUGGAAAUUAAACCCUUUCAAUUCUAGUCAAUGAGAAACAGGGUCAGGAGGGACCCACUGCUGACAGUGAUCGUCAGCAGAAGAUCUUUUUUGUAGAAUAGAUUAUAUGAGAAGCCAGGACAAAUGUGGAAAGCUUCUUGGGACUGAUGUGGCAGUGCUGAUGUGGCACAUCUGUUGCAGAUACAGCUAUGCACAUAUUUCAGAGGUUAUGGGGAAACUUUUUUAAUAUAGCAAGCUGUGUUCACAUUGACAGAAUAAUUUUUUUCAUUACCGUUUUAGUUUUAUUGAGCACUGUGGAAAAGUCAUUGCAAUUGGAAAAAGAGAAACUGUGUUUUAGUGUCUGUAUAUUCUAAUAAUUCAGCUUCCUUUUAUUCCUAAAGCAAGGGUUUUUGAAAUAAAAGGAAUUUGUUUGCAAGUUUAAA
Molecule: messenger RNA, 4788 nt
Organism: Rhea pennata
Lineage: Eukaryota; Metazoa; Chordata; Aves; Rheiformes; Rheidae
Gene: KYAT3
Product: kynurenine aminotransferase 3
Exons: 14
Coding region: 94-1455 (453 amino acids)
Biological process (GO): biosynthetic process
Cellular component (GO): cytoplasm; mitochondrion
Molecular function (GO): pyridoxal phosphate binding; L-kynurenine:2-oxoglutarate transaminase activity
Source: RefSeq, a predicted model, not a curated record